Messenger RNA from Verruconis gallopava, 3132 nucleotides. RefSeq lists its product as uncharacterized. Gene Ontology annotation, cellular component: nucleus. Bases 37 to 3132 code for a protein of 1031 amino acids. The record is from RefSeq and is a predicted model, not a curated record. The transcript has a single exon. Lineage: Eukaryota; Fungi; Ascomycota; Dothideomycetes; Venturiales; Sympoventuriaceae. Gene Ontology annotation, molecular function: poly(A) RNA polymerase activity.
CGGAAAGGUUGACCACGCUGAGGGAGACCACCCUAAAUGAAGCGGAUAAGUAGGCAUGUUAUGCCUGGAUUAAUACGAUUCAGAGAUCAAGGACCCCAUAGAAGAAAUUUUUCUCGCUUUACCCAGAUCAUGGAGUCCGGCUCCAAGAUUUCUCUUGACUCAACGGCGACCGCUGUGGCACUUCUUCUGCCUCCAUCAGAGUCGACCAAUAUCGAUUCCAUAAGGCGCGUUCAUGAUCGUGCAUUUCAUAAAUGGCCUCCUCAUAUUAAUGUUCUUUAUCCUUGCGUAAGGCCGGAGCAGCUGUCAAUCGUCCUCCCGAUUCUUCGCGAAGCCGUCAAGCAGAUAGUCUUGCCUCAUCGCAGCAUGGUUCUUGAUCGGGUCGGAACGUUUACUCAUCGCAGGAACGCUACAGUGUUUCUCCAGCCAAGCGAUGAAUCUGAGGUUGCAAUUUCGGAGCUUCGAAGUCGACUUGUGAAAGCUCUCGGUCUCAGCGAUGAUGUCGGAACCCACGAUGGAAUCUACCGUCCUCACUUGACCCUUGGACAAGCAUCUCUCAACAGUAAAUCACUUGAAAAAUUCGUUGAAAAAUGUGGUUCUACUGUUGGCGUAAGAUGGGAAGCUUCGGAGCUGGCUGUCUUAAGGCGCAAACCAGCUGGCGAGAUGGAGGUUGUUGACUACCUAUCUCUUGAAAGCGACAACAUUUCAUCUGCGAACCAGGAAAAAUCAGCCGAAAAUUCAGAGAAAGUGAAUUCGGUAUGGUCAGAAUGCUUUCACUACUCGUCCGAACACAUGUGGACACGACAUCAGACAACAGAAGCUGACAACACGUCAGAACGGUCAAGACCCUCAAGACUCUCUAUUCUAAGCUAUAACCUGCUCGCAGAUACUUUCGGGUGCUCUUUUGAUGAUAGACUACCGUUGAUUAUAGAAGCUAUUCAAAAAACGACCCGAAACGAGCUUGAUGAAGUUCUCUGCCUUCAAGAGAUUAGCAGCCACAUGAUGGUAAAAAUAUUAGGCCAUCCCUUUUUUCAACAACGUUACCCGUUCUGCAGCCAUGCUUCUUCUUCAACAUUAGAAAACCAUCUUAAUCUUUUCACCCUAUCAACAAGACCGUUUGACUUCAUGUUCCAUCAUUUUGAAGAGCGUCACAAGUCUGCGCUGAUCGUCAGACCGCGUUCUUCUAUGUUUCAGAUUGCAAACAUCCAUCUAACAGCUGCCCUUAAGGAUGACAUGGUGGCUGCAAAAAGAAGGCAACUUUCUUCCUUGACUGCAUUCCUUAACGAAAAUGCAAAGAACAGCGGCCGGUUGCCGGUAAUUGCCGGUGAUUUCAAUUUGGCCAGCUCCUCAAUAACCAUCGACCUAGCUGUUAAAAAGGGCGACAUCAGUCUCGCAACCUCGAUUGUUACCCGAACUCUUGUGGAUCCAGAGAUGUGGAGCGAUGCUUUUGACGUAUUCUCGGAUUCUAAGGAGGGUCCUCUGAGCGAAGAUGACGGUGCGACAUUUGAUGUGCAGGUCAAUCCACUGGCAGCGGAGUCGAAUGCACCAGCAGAUCAGAGACCGCAGCGAUAUGAUCGCAUUCUUUUUCGAAAAGUGGAUUCGCUUCAAGUGGAGGACUUUUGUAUAUUUGGCCAACCGAACGAAGAAGGCCGGUGCGGAAGCGAUCACUUUGGCAUAGCCGCUGUACUACACGCGCCGUCCAAGAAAGCAGACGAAAACGAAACGACAGCACAUGCGCGAGAGAGGCAACACAUAUCAUACAUUCAAGAUGAUAGGAUUCUAGAACUCCAACUUCUACCUUUCUUGCCUUCUGAAGAAGAUCAUGAACUGCGGAAAAGAUCAAUUUCGAAGCUCACCAGAAUCCUAAGAAGCGAUGCUCGACUAUCAGACGUUGCAGUUGUUCCAUUAGGCUCAUUUGCUUUAGGAACAUAUUUUGCUGACUCGGAUGUUGAUGUUCUAAUCAUCGGCUCAUUACCUAUAUCUGCAUUCUUCAACGUGUCUAUCCUUAGGCUAAGUAAUGUUGCCGAACGUUUUCGUGGUGUACAUUACAUCAAUUCCCUUGUCCCAGUAAUUGAAGUCGAGCUGGACAAUAUCAAGUUCGAUAUCCAGUACUGCCAAGCUCCGCAGAUUUUAGAACAACAGUCAAGCAGCACUGACUUGGUUGAUGAACUUUUCAUAAAUCAGCGGUGGGCACUCACUCUCCCUCCAGCAGCAAUGCGGCCUCUGAACACUUUUCGGGACACAAUGCACCUGUUACGCACUAUAGACUAUAAAGAAGCUUUCCAGCAGGCUCACAGAUAUCUAUCGCUAUAUCUGCGCCGACGCGGAUUGUACUCUGUGAAAUUUGGAUACCUCGGGGGUGUGCAUCUUUCAUUAAUGCUGAAUCACGUUAUAAAGCGACUGGACCCUACAGUCGUUACAUCAAUAACUGCUGCAGGACUCGUGCGCACAUUUGUCGAAUACUACGCCAACUUUGCAUGGAGCUCGGCUUCAAUUUACGAUCCAAAUCACCCUCAUCUCAACUACCGCCGAACAGUUCGGGAACCUAUCGUCAUUCUCGCAAUUCAUUCUCCAACAGCCCGGCUUAAUGUUUCAUCAAGCUGCUCGAAAUUUUCAGCGUGUACUCUCUCAGCUGAAUUUAAGCUUGCCGCUGAAAAGCUUAGAUCGGCGGACUGGACGUGGAUGCUUCGUUCACGUGAUGCAGUACUUGAUGACUUUGUUACAAAGUUCCGUUCCUUCAUCACCAUAACGAUUGACAUGUGGGAUCUUCCCAAAGCCGGCAUGAGCUUCCGUCGCGAUAUUUUUGGAAGCAUUGAAAGUCGUAUCCCCUCUAUGAUGGUCAACCUAAGUCGAAUCACAGGACUUCAUGGUCAGGCGUGGCCUUUCAGACUGAGCUCAUUUCGUGAUGAGGUUGAGACAGAAAAGCAAAGCAGAUCAUACUACAUCAUUGGCCUUCUUGUCUUACCGCACAUUGACACAGUCGAUCGGAAGCUAUUGCAAAGCAAAGUAAUACAAGCGUCGCAGGCGUUUGAGGCCAUGAUGCGACAAAGCGAGACAUAUAAUGAGAACCACGUAUGGAUAAACGUAGAACCAGCAAGUCAAAAAAAACUGGCAGACAUGAGACUUCAUAACUAA